Messenger RNA from Trichogramma pretiosum, 3459 nucleotides. It is a transcript of the gene Cul1, whose product is annotated as cullin-1. Gene Ontology annotation, cellular component: SCF ubiquitin ligase complex. Gene Ontology annotation, molecular function: ubiquitin protein ligase binding. The transcript has 13 exons. Bases 262 to 2592 code for a protein of 776 amino acids. The record is from RefSeq and is a predicted model, not a curated record. Lineage: Eukaryota; Metazoa; Arthropoda; Insecta; Hymenoptera; Trichogrammatidae. Gene Ontology annotation, biological process: protein ubiquitination; SCF-dependent proteasomal ubiquitin-dependent protein catabolic process.
UGCUGCGGUGCUGCCUUACUGGUAAGACCGAGCACUUGCACAUAACCUCUUCAAACAGUUGCCCGUCUAUUUCGGUGGCGUUUUACAUAUACGAGUGUCUUCGACUACAUAGCUCUUUGGUUUGGCAGAUCGACUGGCGAUUCUCUUUUACAAUAAUCGCACUAAGUUUUCUUCCCAGUGUUAGAUUUAGAUUUUGUCAAAAUUGCAGUGAUAACAUUCAUUUGAAUCUAUUCAAGUUAACUGAUUGGUAACGACUGAAAAAUGUCUUACGGCAGAGGAAUAGCUGCUAAUAGUCCAGCUCCCCCUGGUCUGAAACAGAUAGAUUUAGACCAAAUAUGGGGCGAUCUUAAGGGUGGCAUUGAGCAGGUUUAUAAUAGACAAUGCAUGUCUAAACCUAGAUACAUAGAACUGUACACACAUGUGUAUAACUAUUGUACUAGUGUUCAUCAGCAAACUAAUGCAAGGACAAAUUGCCCACCAAAAGUGAAAAAAGGGCAAAUUACAGGUGGAGCACAGCUAGUUGGUCUCGAACUCUAUAAAAGAAUAAAAGAGUUUCUGAGAAAUUACCUUCUAGCUCUGCUGCAGGUAAAAAAAGCAAUUGAUUUGAUGGAUGAGGAUGUUUUACAAUUUUACACGCGUCAAUGGGAAGAAUAUCAGUUCAGUAGCAAAGUACUCAAUGGUGUAUGUGCGUAUCUGAAUCGACACUGGGUACGACGUGAGUGUGAAGAAGGUAGAAAAAGAGUUUAUGAAAUAUACCAGUUGGCCCUUGUGACAUGGAGAGAUCAUUUAUUCAAACAUCUGAAUAAACAAGUAACAAAUGCAGUGUUGAAAUUGAUUGAACGAGAGAGAAAUGGUGAAACCAUUAAUACACGUCUGGUUAGUGGUGUGAUAAAUUGUUAUGUGGAAUUAGGUUUAAAUGAAGAAGAGCCAGGUAAAAAACAAAUGUUGACGGUGUACAAAGAAUCUUUUGAAAAUCAAUUCCUUGAAGACACGGAAAGAUUUUAUUCUCGUGAAAGUACAGAAUUUCUCCAUCACAACCCAGUGACAGAAUAUAUGAAAAAAGUGGAGGCAAGAUUACAAGAAGAACAGAGAAGAGUACAAGUAUACCUUCAUGACACAACAAAUGAAAGAUUGGCCAAAACUUGUGAAAAAGUUCUUAUUGAAAAACAUUUAGAUAUAUUCCAUUCCGAGUUUCAAAAUUUGUUAGAUUCUGAUAAAAAUCAAGACUUAGGUAGGAUGUAUCAACUUGUUGCAAGAAUACCAAAUGGCCUUGGUGAAUUGAGGAACUUGUUAGAAACCCACAUUGCUAAUCAAGGCCUGGAAGCUAUUGAAAAAUGCGGCGAACCAGCAGCUAAUGAUCCCAAGAUAUAUGUUAACACCAUAUUAGAAGUUCACAAAAAGUACAAUCAACUGGUGCAAGAAGCUUUCAGCAAUGAUAGCGGAUUUGUAGCAGCUCUAGAUAAAGCUUGUGGGCGAUUUAUCAAUACCAAUGCAAUUACAAAAGCAGCUAAUAGUAGUACUAAAUCUCCAGAACUUUUGGCCAAAUACUGUGACGUGUUGCUUAAAAAGAGCAGCAAAAAUCCAGAAGAUGCUGAACUGGAAGAGACUUUGAAUCAAGUUAUGGUAGUAUUUAAGUACAUUGAAGAUAAAGAUGUGUACCAAAAAUUCUACAGCAAGAUGCUUGCUAAAAGAUUGGUACAGCACAUGUCUGCCAGUGAUGAUGCAGAAGCAUCUAUGAUUUCAAAAUUAAAGCAAGCUUGCGGAUUUGAGUAUACUUCUAAACUUCAAAGAAUGUUCCAGGAUAUUGGAGUUUCUAAAGAUUUGAAUGAACAUUUCCGUAGACAUUUGACUAACUCAACUGAACCCUUAGACAUAGAUUUUAGUAUACAAGUUUUAUCAUCUGGCUCCUGGCCUUUCCAACAUUCGCUCACCUUUUCAUUGCCAACAGAGCUGGAACGCUCGGUUCAUAGAUUUACGAUGUUUUAUAGUAGCCAGCACAGCGGUAGAAAAUUGAACUGGCUUUAUAACAUGUCAAAGGGAGAAUUACACACAAAUUGCUUUAAAAAUCGGUACACUCUUCAAGCAUCCACUUUUCAAAUGGCUGUUUUAUUGCAAUAUAACACUGCAACCUCUUGGACCAUGGGUCAACUCAUGGAAUCUACGCAGAUCAAAGAAGAUUAUUUAAUUCAAGUUAUUCAAAUUCUAUUGAAGGCUAAACUUCUUGUAACAAAAGAUGAUGAGACCAAAUUGAAUAGCAAUUCAGUAAUAGACCUGUUCACCAGUUAUAAAAAUAAAAAGCUGCGAGUCAACAUCAACAUACCUAUGAAAACAGAAAUGAAACUAGAACAAGAAACUACUCACAAACACAUUGAAGAAGAUAGGAAACUGCUGAUUCAAGCUGCUAUUGUAAGGAUCAUGAAAAUGCGUAAGACAUCAAAACAUCAACAACUAGUUGCAGAAGUAUUGAAUCAGUUAAAUUCGCGAUUCAAACCGAGAGUACACAUUAUUAAAAAAUGUAUAGAUAUUUUGAUUGAAAAAGAAUAUUUGGAACGUACGGAAGGUCAAAAAGAUACGUACAGCUAUUUAGCGUGAUCUCUUGAUUUGAAGCUGCGAUGCAAAUUUACAAGAGGCACAAAUACUGUACUCAAGAUUUUUCUACAAGCCUCGAAUUUACGUUUACAUCGCUAUUUAAAUUUGGAAAUGCGCCUUCUGGUCGUGUUAUCCUUCUGAACGCAUUUAGAACUGGUUUUUAUGUUAUAAUAAAUUAUUUGAUAGUCACGUCGUUAGGUGCGUUACAGUUUUUUCUUACAAGGCACAAACCGCGAUGUUUGAAUAAAUUUAUAGAGUUUCAUUCAAACUCACAACUGCAAUGUCACUGACUUGUGCUAAAUAAGGUAACACAUAAUUGAGGAGUGCAGCUCAAAACUACAAGGGAAUUAAUUUUAACUGUUUUAUUUAUAAGAAACUUUAAAAACUGAUAAAAACUCACAACUUCUCAGAAGAGAUUCUGUCAACUGUUUAGAAAUGAUAAUUACCUUGAUUAAAAAUGUCAGACUUCAACGAUCAAAAACAAACAAAAAAAACGUGUAAAAACGAGGCGAUCGACGUGACUCGAUGGCUAAAGCGUUGCUGAUGAUAAAGUUAAGAAAAAUUUUACAUCUGGAAUCACAAUAGCUUAUAUGGUUGUUACCGCACCAAUGAAUUAAGUAUGCCAAGAGACAACUGUCGAUUCCUAAUUAUUAUCAUGAUUAUUAUUAUCAUUUUAAUUUUUUUUUAUUCAUUUUUUUUCAAAACUUUAUCGUCCGUGUACGUCCGCCUUAAGGCUGUAAUUAAUGUAUAAAGUCUCAUUUGAAGCUUGAUUGUCUAUUCUUACAUUUAUAAUCCAAAACUUGUCUUAGAUAGUAAUUUAAUUAAUGACAUAAACUGUUGGAAAAUAAGUGAAUUAAAUUUUCAAAAAAA